This is a messenger RNA of Knipowitschia caucasica, 6303 nucleotides long. Lineage: Eukaryota; Metazoa; Chordata; Actinopteri; Gobiiformes; Gobiidae. The record is from the annotation of a GenBank genome assembly.
AUGGUACAGUCUGAGAUGGUACAGUCCGAGGUGGUUCAGUCCGAGGUGGUUCAGUCCGAGGUGGUUCAGUCUGAGAUGGUACAGUCUGAGAUGGUACAGUCUGAGAUGGUUCAGUCCGAGAUGUCUGAGAUGGUACAGUCUGAGAUGGUACAGUCUGAGAUGGUACAGUCUGAGAUGGUACAGUCUGAGAUGGUACAGUCUGAGAUGGUACAGUCCGAGGUGGUUCAGUCUGAGGUGGUUCAGUCUGAGAUGGUACAGUCUGAGAUGGUACAGUCUGAGAUGGUUCAGUCCGAGAUGGUACAGUCCGAGAUGGUACAGUCUGAGAUGGUACAGUCCGAGAUGGUACAGUCCGAGAUGGUACAGUCUGAGAUGGUACAGUCUGAGAUGGUACAGUCUGAGAUGGUACAGUCUGAGAUGGUACAGUCUGAGAUGGUACAGUCCGAGAUGGUACAGUCUGAGAUGGUACAGUCUGAGAUGGUUCAGUCUGAGAUGGUACAGUCCGAGGUGGUUCAGUCUGAGAUGGUACAGUCUGAGAUGGUACAGUCUGAGAUGGUACAGUCUGAGAUGGUACAGUCCGAGGUGGUUCAGUCUGAGAUGGUACAGUCUGAGAUGGUACAGUCUGAGAUGGUACAGUCUGAGAUGGUACAGUCCGAGGUGGUUCAGUCUGAGAUGGUACAGUCUGAGAUGGUACAGUCUGAGAUGGUUCAGUCCGAGAUGGUACAGUCUGAGAUGGUACAGUCUGAGAUGGUACAGUCUGAGAUGGUUCAGUCUGAGAUGGUACAGUCCGAGGUGGUUCAGUCUGAGAUGGUACAGUCUGAGAUGGUACAGUCUGAGAUGGUACAGUCUGAGAUGGUACAGUCUGAGAUGGUACAGUCUGAGAUGGUACAGUCCGAGGUGGUUCAGUCUGAGAUGGUACAGUCUGAGAUGGUACAGUCUGAGAUGGUUCAGUCCGAGAUGGUACAGUCUGAGAUGGUACAGUCUGAGAUGGUACAGUCUGAGGUGGUUCAGUCUGAGGUGGUUCAGUCUGAGAUGGUACAGUCCAGAGAAGGAUGCCAGUCCAAGGUGUUUGCGUACGAUUACUGUUUCUGGUCCAUGGAUGAGUCGGAGACAGACAAGUUUGCAGGUCAGGAGGUGGUCUUCCAGUGCCUUGGGGAAAACCUUCUCAACAAUGCCUUCCUGGGCUACAACGCUUGUAUCUUCGCAUAUGGACAAACGGGUUCAGGGAAGUCCUACACGAUGAUGGGGUCGGGGGACCAGCCUGGCCUGAUUCCCCGGUUAUGCAGCGCUUUGUUUGAGCGAACACAGAAGGAGCAGCGUGAAGAGGAAAGUUUUACUGUUGAGGUGUCGUUUAUGGAGAUCUACAAUGAGAAGGUUCGAGAUCUGCUUGACCCCAAAGGGGGGCGACAAACACUAAAGGUCCGAGAACAUAAAGUACUAGGACCAUAUGUAGAUGGACUCUCCCGACUCGCUGUGGCCAGUUAUAAGGACAUCGAGUCUCUAAUGUCAGAAGGGAACAAGUCUCGGACUGUUGCUGCCACGAACAUGAACGAGGAAAGCAGUCGGUCACAUGCUGUUUUCAACAUCAUCUUGACACAUACGCUCAAAGACGUGAAGUCUGGGACGAGUGGAGAGAAAGUGAGUCGUCUGAGUUUGGUCGAUCUCGCUGGGAGUGAAAGAGCUGCCAAAACGGGCGCCGCCGGUGAAAGACUGAAGGAGGGAAGCAACAUAAACAAGUCAUUAACUACUUUAGGCCUAGUGAUAUCUGCUCUGGCUGAACAGGGAACUGCUAAGAACAAGAACAAGUUUGUUCCCUACAGAGACUCCGUUCUGACAUGGCUCUUAAAGGACUGUCUUGGGGGUAACAGCCGCACAGCCAUGGUUGCAACCAUUAGUCCCGCAGCAGACAACUACGAAGAAACUCUGUCCACUUUGAGAUACGCCGACCGAGCAAAGAAUAUCGUGAACCACGCUGUCGUUAAUGAGGACCCCAACGCUCGGAUCAUCAGGGAACUCAGAGAAGAGGUGGAGAAACUUCGUGUUCAGCUGACCCAGGCCGAGUCUAUGAAAGCUCCGGAGUUAAAGGAUCGCCUUGAAGAGUCUGAGAAGUUGAUUCAAGAAAUGACUGUAACCUGGGAGGAGAAGCUAAGAAAAACUGAGGAGAUAGCACAGGAGCGACAGAAGCAGUUGGAGUCCCUGGGCAUUUCUCUCCAGUCUUCGGGAAUAAAAGUUGGAGACGACAAGAGUUUUCUGGUCAAUCUAAACGCCGACCCAGCUCUCAAUGAACUUCUGGUUUAUUACUUAAAGGAGCACACAAAGGUGGGGUCCGCAGACUCUCAGGACAUACAACUGUGUGGAAUGGGGAUCCAAGCAGAGCACUGUGUUAUUGACAUCACUUCAGACGGAGCCGUGAUCUUAACGCCUCAUCGCAAUGCUAGAACGUGUGUCAAUGGUUCUCCAGUAUCCAGUGCUCUACAGCUCCACCAUGGGGAUCGCAUCCUCUGGGGGAACAACCACUUCUUUAGAAUCAACUUGCCUAAAAAGCGUGUCUGGUCUGCUGAUGAUGAGGACGGUGAAGGAGGAGUCAUGAAGAAUAGCAGCAGCAGUGACCAGCUGGACCCAGACGGUGACACGGCCAGUGAAGUGUCCAGUGACGUCAGCUUCUCUUACGAGUUCGCCCAAACGGAAGUCAUGAUGAAGGCCUUGGGCAGCAAUGACCCCAUGCAGGCCGUGCUGCAGUCUUUGGAGCAGCAGCAUGAAGAAGAGAAGCGCUCGGCUCUAGAGCGGCAGAGGCAGAUGUACGAACAGGAACUUCAGCAGCUCCGGCGAAAACUCAACCCUGACCGUCUGUCCAUAACUCCAGCACCCAGUCAGCAAGGCCAGCAGUCCCACUACCGCAGCAUGGAGAGGCUCAGCAUGGGCGGGAUGAGCCACUCCACCAGCGCCCAGAGCAGGCUGAGGCAGUGGAAUGAAGACAGGGAGGCAGUGUUGGUGAGGAGUCUUCGAAGAUUAAGAGAACAGAUUGUGAAAGCAAAUCUUUUCGUGCAAGAGGCCUGUUUUAUUUCUGACGAACUGGAAAGACACACCGAAUACAGAGUUACUUUACAGAUUCCAGCCGACAACCUCAACGCUAAUCGCAAGAGGGACGCCGUGCUCAGUGAACCAGCAAUUCAGGUUCGACGAAGGGCUCGUGGCAAGCAAAUCUGGAGUAUAGAUAAAAUGGAGAAUCGUCUUGUGGAUAUGCGGGAGCUGUAUCAGGAGUGGCAAGAGUAUCAACAGCAGGAUCAGGACAACCCCGGAAUGCGGACAUAUUUUCGCCGAGCUGACCCGUUUUUUGAUGAGCAAGAAAACCACAGCCUCAUCGGAGUCGCCAAUGUAUUUUUGUCAUGUCUGUUCUAUGAUGUAAAGCUCCAGUACGCAGUGCCUAUUAUCAACCAGAAGGGGGAGGUGACCGGACGUCUCCAUGUAGAGGUAGUGAGAGUAGGAGGCGGUCUUGAAGACGGCGUAGCUGGCGGUGACGAUCUAGACAACAUCCAAGAUAAUGAGGCUAUUGAAAUCCAGGACCGGAAAUUUGUCUGUAUGAUCAAAAUCCUGCAGGCCACAGGUCUUCCUCAGUUCCUGUCAAACUUUGUCUUCUGCCAGUACUCAUUCUGGGACCAACCUGAGCCCUUCGUUGUCGCCCCCGAAGUGGAUCCAUCCUCCUCCUCGCCCAGCAGCAAAGACCCUCACUGCAUGGUGGUGUUCGACAGCUGCAAGGAGCAUGCCGUGUCUGUUUCGGAGGAUUUCAUUGAAUAUCUUACCGAGGGCGCAGUUGCCAUUGAAGUUUAUGGGCACAGACAGGCCGACGCUGGCAGAAACCCUGCUCUGUGGGACCUCAGCAUCAUCCAGGCCAAAACACGCACUUUACGAGACCGAUGGAGUGAAGUAACUCGUCGCUUGGAGUUGUGGAUUCAGAUCUUGGAGAUAAAUGAAAAUGGAGACUUUGUUCCUGUGGAGGUGAUUCCUGCUAGAGACAUCCGAACAGGAGGAAUAUUUCAGCUUCGUCAGGGUCAGUCUAGAAGAAUCCAAAUCGAUGUGCGUUCAGUCCAGGACUCGGGCACCAUGCCUUUGAUCUCUGAGGUUAUUCUGGCUGUGUCGGUCGGCUGUGUGGAGAUCAGAUCAACCACCGACCCAGAGGGAGAUGAGAUGGACAGCUAUCAAGAAAGAGAUCUUGAACGCUUGAGGCGGCAGUGGUUAGCUGCUCUGACCAAGAGGCAAGAAUACCUGGAUCAACAUCUGCAGAAUCUGGUCAGCAAAGCAGAAAAGACCGAAGACGACAUGGAAAGAGAGGCUCAGCUGCUGGAGUGGCGCUUGACUCUGACUGAGGAAAGAAAUGCAGUAAUGGUGCCCUCUGCUGGUAGUGGCAUUCCUGGAGCACCUGCUGAAUGGAUCCCUCUUCCAGGCAUGGAAACUCACGUCCCUGUCGUCUUCUUGAAUCUCCGCUCUGAUGAUUUGAGCUCUCAGGAUCAGUUUGAGGUCACUGAAGCGGGUGGUUGGGAUGCCACUCUGAGUGGAGAGGAUGAAGAUGAUUUCUUUGACCUUCAGAUCGUGAAGCACUAUGACGGAGAGGUAAAAGCAGAAGCAUCAUGGGACUCCACCGUCCACGAGUGUCCGCAGCUCAGCCGUGGGGGGGCGUGGCCAGAGCAGAGGGUCUACCUGACCGUCCGUGUAGUUGUUCAGCUCAGUCAUCCUGCAGAUAUGCAGCUCGUGCUCAGAAAGAGGAUCUGUGUCAAUGUCAAUCCUGGUCGCCAGGGCUUUGCCCACAACUUCCUUAAGAGAAUGUCCGCUCGCAGCACCAUCCCUGGCUGUGGGCUCACAUUUGAAGUGGUCUCCAACAUACCUGGAGAUGCUCCUGGUACAGAGGACCGGGAAAUGCUGGCCCGGCUUGCAGCGAACGCACACACAAACCAGUCAGGCGAAGAAGAAGCUGCCAUCGAGAAAUAUCUCCGGAGUGUGCUCAGUUUGGAAAACAUCCUCACCUUGGACAGACUCAGACAGGAGGUCGCAGUGAAGGAGCAACUGAGCUCAAGAGCAAAGAGCGGCCGACGCAGCUUAAGCUCUCCUUCAGUGAACAGACUGUCUGGAAGUAAGCUAGACCUGUCCACAAGCUGUCUACUGGACGACAAGGUUCGAUGGGAAAGUCAGCAGGAUAUCUUUAUACCUGUCCAGCGUCCUCUCCCGCGCCCGGCCUCUUCACCCUCCACCUACUCUCCAACACCCUCCCCAUUCCCAGCUCCCGUUUCUCCAUCUUCUCCACAGAACCCGGAACAAGAGCAAGGUCGUUCAGGACUUGCUGCCUCUUAUCUUUCAGUGAAGGCGCUGGUUCCUCAGAUGCCCAAACUGCUCAAGUCUCUGUUUCCUGCAAGAGAUGAGAAAAAGGAGCUGAGGCCAUCUCCGCACAAUCACCAGCAGCACACGCCUCGUAUUGUUGCUCCAGCUGGGCCAGAGGAAAAGGAUGUCAAAGUCGAUGUGACCAAUAUCCUCCAGGCGUCCUCCAAAGACAGGCGGGCAGACCUCCCGGAUGUUCCUCCUCUUCCUGUGCAUGACCCGCAUGACACCACACCCCUGAGCCCCCUGAGUCAAUCUUCCAGCGGCUAUUUCUCUAGUAGCGUUUCCACGGUAACCCUGUCCGAGGUCCUCCACCCUUCCUCCUCGUCUUCCUCCCUCGCGGCUGCCGAGAGCACCACAUUACCUGCGGUUUCCCAGCAACAAAGCACUACUGACCAGUGCGAUGUUAUGAACUCUCCUCCCCAGUGCCAAUCCAAUAUGGCCGCCACUGCCCCGCCCACUUCUCAUAGCUCAGCCAAUCACAAGAACGGGACUGCAGAACACUCCAGACCAUCCAGACUAAAACAGCAGCUUACCUCGUCCGAACACUUAGAGAAGCUGGAGAUAUGUGUAGACGACGAUGACCGUAACCACGACGCGGUGCUCCCCGAUUGGCUCACGGAAGGCGCCUGUGUCACGGUCGGGAGCAAUAAGACGGGCGCUGUGCGGUUCGUGGGACUCACUCAGUUCGCCGAAGGAGUGUGGGUGGGAGUCGAGCUGGACACGCCUGUUGGUAAGAAUGACGGUUCAGUCGGAGGCCGUCGCUACUUCCACUGUAAACCCGGUUAUGGCGUUCUGGUUCGUCCAGACCGCGUGUCCAGUCGAGGGAAGACCAGCAAACCCUCCGGAGACUGUAGCUCCGCCCCCCACGUCCCUGUGCUAAGAGGAGACGCUCUGGUGGGCCGCAGAGGGGACACCUGCAAGUCCUGGACCAGCUGA